This is a messenger RNA of Leptonychotes weddellii (Weddell seal), 1381 nucleotides long. Lineage: Eukaryota; Metazoa; Chordata; Mammalia; Carnivora; Phocidae. The record is from RefSeq and is a predicted model, not a curated record.
UGCUCGCCGAACGAGCGUUGUGUGCGCCGGCCGUGGGGCUGUUAAGUGUCAGCGGCGGCCGCGGCCCGGCGCAAAACCGAGUUCGGAAAACCACGCGCCCGCUGGCCACGAUCGCUGGCAGAGGGCGGCGUGCCAGUGGAGCAACAUGCAGAUAGGCGCCCAGCGCCCUGACGACCCCUCCCAAGAAAAAGAGGCCGGGACGGCGCUGGGGCGGCGGAGAGCAUGAGGGAGGCCGGGGGGCGGCUCGGCGAGGAGCGCUGCUAGGGAGCGGUGCGCGCUGCACACUCGCCGAGGCGCAGCGGAGGGCCGGGAGCCGGGCAGGUCGCGCCAGCGGGCGGGAGCCGGCCGCCGGGAGCUGUUCUGAUUUCCGACGCGAACGCGAGGGGCCCGGAGCAGCCCCCGGCCCCGGCGUGCAGCCAACAUGGGCAACGCGGGGAGCAUGGAUUCGCAGCAGACCGAUUUCAGGGCGCACAACGUGCCUUUGAAGCUGCCGAUGCCCGAGCCAGGUGAACUGGAGGAGCGAUUUGCCAUCGUGCUGGGACCUAACGCGAAAUAUCAAAAGCAGGAAUUCUGUCAUGGAAAAGAUUCGAAAGAGGGAAGAUGGCUAAUUCUUGGGAACAUGCAGAGGGAACGCUGUGCUUUCAGUGCAUUCUGAUAACAAGCUCUUCUUGAUGGUUGGAAUGCAAAGAAUACCCCAAAAUCUGAAUUCCCACUGAACCAAACAUUUUUGGAAUCAUGGCCUUUCAUGAAUAUGCCAUGAUUUUUAUUUCUGCUGCUGUUAAGAUUGGAAUGGAGUCUUUGUUAUUUUACAUUUAUUUUCUAGACCCCCUAGGAGGGCUUAGGUCCAAAUAAAUAGAUUUAUUUUUAUGAAAUUGAUUUUGCCUUUUCCCAUUUUGGGGGGAUCUUAUUGCAUUAAGUGAAACUCUUGUGAGCUAAUUAAGCAACAUUUUUUUAUUUCUUUCAAUUUUCUACUUUUCAUUAAUUUUUCUAUCAAUUUUAUGGCAGAAAAGAGAAGACGUCAGUUUUUAUUAAAAGAGCCUUAAAUAACUAGCUAUUUUAGAGUUCUUACAAUAGGUUUCUACCUAUUACAAAUAAUUAAAAGAAUUUAACCUGGGCCAGAAGAGGAAGUACUAAACGUAACGCAUGUUUCUGUGAGCUAGAAGCUGUCAGAGAGGCGAUACACUUGAAUUGGAAAUCACCAAAAUUUCCUUCUGGUUUCCUAGUCACCAAACAAAACAUAGGCGUUUAAACAAUACUGCUAUCUUUUGUGAAAGGGGAACAACUAUUAUAAGAUGAAGUGUGUGAGACACUUUAAUAACCAGCCUCUGAUUCAAUUUAAGCCAGUUCUCUAUGUGCCUGUUAAAAUAAAAAUAUUCCAUAA